Zerene cesonia (dogface butterfly) is the source of this 3744-nucleotide messenger RNA. It is a transcript of the gene Mi-2, whose product is annotated as chromodomain-helicase-DNA-binding protein Mi-2 homolog. Gene Ontology annotation, molecular function: ATP-dependent chromatin remodeler activity; ATP binding; histone binding. The transcript has 8 exons. Lineage: Eukaryota; Metazoa; Arthropoda; Insecta; Lepidoptera; Pieridae. The record is from RefSeq and is a predicted model, not a curated record. Gene Ontology annotation, biological process: chromatin remodeling; negative regulation of transcription by RNA polymerase II. Gene Ontology annotation, cellular component: chromatin; nucleus. The annotation marks the transcript as partial.
CAGGAAGAAGAUCAAGAAGGUAGUGCUGGUGCAAACUCAGACUCGGAUGCGGAGUUUGAACAAAUGUUGGCGGAGGCCGAGGAGACCAAACCGGCCGCCGGCGCCGCUGAGGAGGGCGGAGCUCCAAUUAAAGAGGAGGAUCCUAAUCUACCACCACAACCCAAAAAGAAAGCUAAGACGAAAAUCGGUAACAAGAGCAAGAAGAAGAAGAAACUCAAAACAACAAAUAAGUUCCCCGAUGGCACUGAAGGGGAGCAAGAGCACCAAGACUAUUGUGAGGUGUGCCAACAAGGCGGCGAGAUCAUACUCUGCGACACGUGCCCGCGCGCCUACCACCUGGUGUGCCUCGAGCCCGAGCUGGAGGAGACGCCCGAGGGCCGCUGGUCGUGUCCACACUGCGAGGCCGAGGGGAACCAGGAUCAGGACGAUGAUGAUGAGCAUCAGGAGUUCUGCAGAAUUUGCAAAGACGGAGGCGAGUUAUUAUGCUGCGACUCAUGUCCGUCUGCGUAUCAUCGUUUCUGUCUAAAUCCGCCGUUGGAAGAAGUGCCAGAUGGGGAGUGGAAAUGUCCUAGAUGUAGUUGUCCACCGCUAGAUGGAAAAGUGGCGAAGAUUCUCACAUGGCGAUGGAAAGAAUCCAGCGGCAAGUCAAAAUGCCCCAGAACCAGAGAAUUCUUUGUGAAAUGGCAUGAACGGUCUUAUUGGCAUUGUAGCUGGAUUUCCGAGUUGCAGCUGGACGUGUUCCACCCGCUGAUGUACCGCUACUACAUGCGCAAGUCGGACCCGGAGGAGCCGCCCAAGCUGGAGGAGGCGCUGGAGGAGCGCGAGGGCCGCAAGCGGUACAGCAAGCACGCGCACCACGACCCCGACGAGAAGAUGCUCGAGGAGAAGUAUUACAAGUAUGGUGUGAAACCGGAAUGGCUGAUCGUUCACCGCGUUAUAAAUCAUCGUACUUCUCGAGAUGGGACCACAUACUUUUUGGUAAAGUGGCGCGAUCUUUCCUACGACCAAGCUACAUGGGAAUCUGAACAUGAAGAUAUAGCUGGAUUGAAAAACGCCAUAGACUACUAUCAGGACAUGCGCGCCUUUAUAACGUCAGAAGGCAAGACAAAAGGAAGCAAAGGCAAGAAAGCCGGACGCAAGAGUAAGAACAAGGACAAUACCGACGAUGACGAGAAUAGCAGUGGCAUUCAAGGGAAGGGUUACAAGAAAUAUAACCCUCCCCCUGACAGGCCAACUACUAACUUGAAUAAGAAGUAUGAAGACCAGCCACCAUUUGUCUAUGAGACGGGAAUGCAGCUGCAUCCAUACCAGUUGGAAGGUUUGAACUGGUUGCGGUAUUCCUGGGGCCAAGGAAUCGAUACUAUCCUGGCCGAUGAGAUGGGUCUCGGAAAAACUAUACAGACAGUUACGUUUUUGUACUCCUUAUUUAAGGAAGGUCAUUGCAAGGGGCCGUUCUUAGUUUCUGUACCGCUAUCCACUAUCAUAAAUUGGGAGAGAGAGUUUGAGUUGUGGGCGCCCGACUUGUAUUGUAUUACAUAUGUGGGUGAUAAAGAUUCUCGAGCAGUUAUACGAGAGAAUGAGCUUACCUUCGACGAUGGUGCCAACAGAGGCGGCCGACCCUCAAAGAUAAAGUCACAAGUCAAAUUCAAUGUUUUGCUAACUUCUUAUGAAUUGAUCUCAAUUGAUUCCACUUGCCUUGGUUCAAUCGAAUGGGCCGUUCUUGUUGUAGAUGAAGCUCACAGGUUAAAGAGUAAUCAGUCCAAAUUCUUCAGGCUUUUGGCUGGUUAUCACAUUAAUUAUAAGUUACUGUUGACUGGUACUCCAUUGCAAAAUAACUUGGAGGAACUUUUCCAUCUUCUCAACUUCUUGAACAAAGAUAAAUUUAAUGACUUAGCUGCAUUCCAAAACGAGUUUGCCGAUGUGUCAAAGGAGGAACAAGUAAAGAGGCUUCACGAAAUGCUCGGACCUCACAUGUUGCGUCGUCUCAAAGCUGACGUACUCAAGAACAUGCCUGCAAAAUCUGAGUUUAUUGUGCGCGUGGAAUUAUCUCCAAUGCAAAAGAAAUACUAUAAGUACAUUUUGACGAGGAAUUAUGAGGCCUUGAAUCCAAAGAGCGGAGGUCAGACGGUGUCUCUUCUUAACGUGAUGAUGGACUUGAAAAAAUGCUGUAACCAUCCCUAUUUGUUCCCUGUCGCUGCAGAAGAAGCUCCAUUGGGUCCACACGGUAAUUAUGACACCCAAGCGUUAGUUAAGGCUUCAGGAAAACUUGUUCUCAUGUCCAAGAUGUUAAAACAACUGAAAGAACAAGGCCAUAGAGUUCUAAUUUUCUCACAGAUGACAAAAAUGUUAGAUAUUUUGGAAGAUUUUUUGGAAGGCGAAGGAUAUAAAUACGAAAGGAUUGACGGUGGUAUAACGGGAACAAUACGUCAAGAAGCCAUCGAUAGGUUCAAUGCGCCAGGAGCUCAGCAAUUUGUCUUUCUGCUGUCGACCAGAGCCGGUGGUUUAGGUAUUAACUUGGCCACCGCUGAUACUGUAAUUAUUUACGAUUCAGAUUGGAAUCCUCACAACGACAUUCAGGCGUUCUCUCGAGCUCAUCGUAUUGGUCAAGCUAAUAAAGUCAUGAUCUAUCGAUUUGUGACACGUAACAGUGUAGAAGAAAGAGUAACGCAAGUUGCUAAAAGAAAGAUGAUGUUGACUCACUUGGUUGUACGUCCCGGUAUGGGUGGAAAAGGCGCUAACUUUACAAAACAAGAGCUGGAUGAUAUUUUGAGGUUUGGUACCGAAGAAUUGUUCAAAGAGGAGGAAGGUAAAGAAGAAGCUAUUCAUUAUGACGACAAAGCUGUAGCUGAGCUGCUCGAUAGAUCGAAAGAAGGUAUUGAACAGAAAGAAUCCUGGGCUAAUGAAUAUCUUAGUUCUUUCAAAGUGGCCAGUUAUUCAACAAAGGAAGGAGAUGGGGAAGAGGAAGUUGAUACUGAGAUUAUUAAACAAGAAGCUGAAAACACUGACCCCGCUUACUGGAUCAAACUGCUCAGACAUCAUUAUGAACAACACCAAGAAGACCAAGCUAGAACACUUGGAAAAGGUAAACGAGUUCGUAAGCAGGUUAAUUAUAAUGACGGUAGUGUUGCGCAAACUGAAAACAGGGAAGACUCGACAUGGCAAGAAAAUGGAUCUGAUUAUAACUCUGACUUCUCACAGGGAAGUGAAGAUGACAAAGAAGACGACGACUUCGAUGAAAAGAACGAUAAUGGUGACCUACUCAGCCGCAGAAGCAAGAGACGACUUGAAAGACGAGAGGAAAGAGAUAGGCCACUGCCACCGUUACUUGCCAGAGUUGGAGGCAACAUGGAAGUCCUCGGAUUUAACGCCAGACAAAGAAAAUCAUUCCUUAACGCGAUCAUGCGAUAUGGUAUGCCGCCUCAAGACGCCUUUAAUUCGCAAUGGUUAGUUAGAGAUUUAAGAGGAAAAUCAGAGCGAAAUUUCAAAGCCUAUGUGUCGCUAUUCAUGCGGCAUCUCUGUGAACCGGGUGCGGAUAAUGCGGAGACAUUCGCAGACGGUGUACCCAGAGAGGGUCUAUCUCGACAACAUGUGCUAACGAGAAUUGGAGUUAUGAGUCUGAUUAGAAAGAAAGUUCAGGAGUUUGAGCAUAUUAAUGGCUAUUAUAGCAUGCCAGAAUUGAUUCGAAAGCCUGUAGAACCUGUAAAGAUUGCGGGAGCAGAAAGUGCUGCUCCAAGCCCGGCGCCA